Trifolium pratense (red clover) is the source of this 729-nucleotide messenger RNA. RefSeq lists its product as uncharacterized. The coding region runs from base 111 to 599 and encodes 162 amino acids. The record is from RefSeq and is a predicted model, not a curated record. Lineage: Eukaryota; Viridiplantae; Streptophyta; Magnoliopsida; Fabales; Fabaceae. The transcript has a single exon.
AAUCAUCCAACUAACCCAUCGCACAAAUACAAAACGACACACACCACAACACUCAACCCACAAUAAUCAAAAUCAAUAAAAUUCCAAUCCCAACAAAACAACCGCACCGUAUGACUAGCCCCGUCACCCUCCUCCUCCUCAUCCUGACGGUGGCGCUAACUGUCUCCGCCACACCAACAGCCUACGAAGCCCUAAAAACCUACAACUUCCCCGAAGGAAUUCUCCCAAAAGGAGUAACCGGAUACGAAUUAGACGAAUCAAGUGGCAAUUUCCGCGCCGAUCUAAACGGUUCGUGCAGUUUCUCCUUAGAAGGUUCAUAUCAAUUGAGUUACAAAUCAACCAUCACAGGUCGUAUAUCAGAAAACAAACUCACCGAUCUCAGGGGUAUAAGUGUCAAAGUUUUAUUCUUCUGGGUGAACAUUCUUGAGGUUGUUCGUAAAGGUGAUGACCUUGAUUUCUCUGUUGGUGUUGCCACUGCUUCUUUUCCGUUAGAUAAUUUCUUUGUUUCUCCACAGUGCGGUUGCGGUUUGGAUUGUGAUGAUUUAAGAAUAAGAAAACUUAAAUUGAAUACAAAAAACCCUUCUCAUUCUUCUGCUUAGAAUAAUUUUAGCACUAUGGUUCUAAGCAUAUUAUAUUUGUUAGUAUUAAUUAGUAAGUAUAUAUAUUUUUAGUGACCUUGAAGUGGUGACUGUUAUUAAUGUAUAAUAGUAUUAUAUCAUUUUUUAUAUA